UUAUAGCUGCCCACACACUGAUUUUGAGCGUGGAUGGGUUAGUACUUGUACGUCUUUGGAAUUGAAUAUGGCUCUAGACGAAGGAUAUAUCGUUACAAAAGUCUAUCGUGUAAUAAAAUAUGAAGAAAGUGAUGAUGAAUUAUUCCGCCCUUACAUCGCGGAGUUCAUGAAACAAAAGAUUGAGUCUUCGGGCUUCGAUAAAAAGAUUAAAGGGAAUGAUGAUUUGGAAAAGAAAUUUAUCACUGAAUGUAAACAAUUAUUUGGAAUUAAUAUCGAAAAAGAAAAAAUGAAUCCAAACAAAGGCAAAAGAGCUUUGGCUAAGCUUGCCCUGAACAAUCUUUGUAAAUCUCUAUUUCAAAAAAAAAAUUUUUUUAAUUAUUUAAGGGGGUAG
Meloidogyne enterolobii is the source of this 391-nucleotide messenger RNA. The record is from the annotation of a GenBank genome assembly. Lineage: Eukaryota; Metazoa; Nematoda; Chromadorea; Rhabditida; Meloidogynidae.